GUAAUUAUGCUCUUUGCUUUUAAUUAGUGUUCUGUGUGAAUAUCCUCAAAGGCUCCAGAUCCUGUAAUUAUCCUCAUUAUGAUGUCAAGCCUUUAUGUUGAUUUGUGUUGUUGCCUUGACUGGAUCGGCCUCAGUCACUGCCUGCUGCUUCUUGGUGUGCCGUGUUAAUUGUUUCCCACCCUGUCUCUCCCCAAUCCCCGGCCUUCAUCGCCCUCCUUUUUAUUCCUUUUUUUCCCUUUCUUAUCCAACUUUCCUUCUUCAAUCCAUGUCUUUGGGUGCACUUGAUUCUCUUUACACGGCCUGUCACUGCCAAAUGUCUGCUUCCUCUGGUCCUUCCCUCAUCCAUCACUCCUUCCCCUUUCACAGUAGUCUGAACAGCGUUAACAGUAGUGACUCCAGGGGAUCCAGUGGCUCUCACUCUCAUUCUCCUUCCUCCUCUUCUUCCUCCUCUUCCUCAAACCACCUCUUCCACCACCAUCACCCCCGUCAUCGGUACCGUAGCUCCACGCUACCCCAGCAGGCCCCGGCCCGACUCUCUAGCAUCUCCUCCCACGACUCGGGCUUCAUCUCUUCAUCCCACGACCAAUACACAACGUCCAAAUCAUCCUCGCCAAUGGCAGCCGAAACAAAGCCUUGUCCCAGCUCCAGGCUCUCUGAGGUCUCAGAGACUGGGCAGCUCCACAGUGACUGCAGCUCCCCCUCUCCUCUAGCUGCUGCUAGUGCACCUCAGCACGAUACUGACAAGUUGUCCAACGGCUUUGACAGCUACAGUCCGGCUCAUUCCCCCUACAUUCAUAGCAAUGGGGGGAGUUUGGGCUCAGGGUCAGGCACUGCCUUCUUCCCUCCUUCAUCCCCAUCCCACACCACCUCCUCCUGCCCCACUCGCUCAUGGUCUCGCCCUGCCUCUGCCUUGCUGCCAGACCACCCUCAAAACUGCACGCUGGGCUCCACCAUGGUGCCUUCAUCACGAGUCCCGAGCUGGAAGGACUGGGCUAAACCGGGCCCUUAUGACCAGCCUAUGGUCAACACACUGAGGAGGAAGAAGGACAAGGGGACUCCUACUAUAGUGGACAGUAAUGGUAGUUUGAGUAAUAAUAGCAGCUUGGCAUUGACAUCCACCUCAGCACCACCUCUGGCUGCACUACAGACAUCUGUAUCCAUGGAGGAGAAGAACCGAACUGUAGCUGCACAGUUCAAGGCUGGUGAACUUGAGGCCCAUGAGGAGCUGGCUCUGGCUUUAGCCCGAGGUCUGGAGCUGGACACCCAGAGGUCCAGCAGAGACUCCAUCCAGUGCUCCAGCGGCUAUAGCACUCAGACCAACACCCCCUGCUGCUCUGAAGACACCAUACCUUCACAAGUUUCAGACUAUGACUAUUUCUCAAUGGCUGGAGACCAGGAGCCUGAGCAGCACUCUGACUUUGACAAGUCCUCCACCAUCCCCAGGAACAGUGACAUCAGUCAGUCCUACCGCCUCAUGUUCCAGAGCAAACGACCCGCCUCCACCGCCGGCCUUCCCAGCACACACACUGCGUACCAUGGACAGGGGUCUUACCCACAGGGGCCCUACCCCCCCACACCUAUCCACACUGGGGCUUAUCCUGCUACACCUAUAGGCUCGAGUUCAGGUCAAGGAUUUUAUUCUGGAUCCAGCUCCCAUAAUGCCUCUGGCUCCUACUCUACGGACCGUGGUCCAGUUAUUGUCACCCCUGGUACGGCCACGAUCCGCCGCACCCCCUCUUCAAAACCCUCCUCCCGCCGCUCAGGCUCAGUUACGGGCACAGGCCCAAUCCCCAUUCGUACGCCCGUCAUCCCGGUACAAAUCCCUACGGUGCCCGACCUGCCCGGGGCAGUCAAUGGGGGCAGGGCCUCAGAGGAGAGGGGAGGGGGAAAAGGAGAGGUAAGCCCAGAUUCUCCAACAUUUGCGGGAGUGGAGGGCGCUGGCACGCUGCCUGUGAUGUCCUGGAGCGGUCAGGCUACCACCAACCCCCCCACUGCACCACUCGCCCAGCUGCUGCAGCAGCAGGGAGGAGGAGGAGGAGGAGGAGGAGGAGGAGAGGAGGAAGAGGAACAGUCAGAGGGCAACAUGCUGAUGGCCAUCCGCAAAGGGGUGAAGCUCAAGAGAACCCUCACUAGCGACCGCUCUGCACCACGCAUCGCAUGAUGACACAAGAAACACGAGCACAGUUAGGCUUUAGGAAAAACGUUGCUUAUAAAAAUGCAAUGUAAAGAAUCAAAAGGCUUCUUAUGCUACUAUGAGAAAUGUAUCACACCUGUUCUACAUGUAGCCUUUCUCAUUCUGUAAACCUUCCUCACUGCAGAAGCCAUCUAUAACGAUUAAACAUAGAAAUAAAUAUGCUAUUGUUCAGAUUCCCAUUUUCUGAUUUGGCUUAAGAUGCCUCAGAAAUUGUGCAAAGCAAGGUAUGUUAAAAUACUGGUUUAGACCUGAAAUGCAUCCCAUGCCCACUUGGUGAUGAAUCCUUGUUAAAGUUCAAUAACACCACAAGCCUUUACGGGUACAAGGUAAUAUCUAAUUUCUCACAUAGGGCCUGGAAUUAAGGUUGUCGCCCUAAGCACUAAAAUGUUCUUUUGCAAAACCCACAGCUUUGUGCUGACGACACAAGUACAGAGUAGCAUUACACCACAGUACGUUAAUAAAGAUAUAUUUUGUAUCCAGUAUUCUUCCUAAAGCUGAGGGCUUGACAAGGAAAAUGUGUCUGCCUCUCCUCGGUGUAAAAAGACACUGACUAUGUGUAAUCUCAUUGUUUAAGAGUGCGUUGUACCAUUGCGGGACAAAUAGGCAUUCUAACUGCCUAGUGACUUGGCAGAAGGAGCACAAUAAUCAAGCAAGUACUUCACAGCAUCAAGAGAGCAAUAACAGACGCACUAGAAAGCAGUGGUGGCUUUGAAAUGCACCAUUUGGCACCUCCUGAAUUGUAUUGACCGCUUACAUGGAGGGACGCCCUGAUGGCUGCAGGAAGGGGCUGUGUUAAAGCUGUCCACUCACAAAGGAUUCAAUAUGUGAGAUGUCCACAGAGCCAACAUAGGCAGGGGAAGAACCAAUACAGACAACCUCCAAAAGGAAAGGACCUGCGUUGUGUUGCAGACUGAAAAUCAUCUAAGUCAAAGGUUUAGGAGACGACAUCGUGACUAAAGCGUCACAUGGUUGAUUCCGUGACAUUAACAGACUCUAUAAGUGACGUCCUGUUUUAGUUGUUUUAGUAUUUACAUGAUUUGUAAAUAUUUGUGGACUUUUGUCAGUGCUUCUCACUCUCCGUAUUUCUUUCUGCUCCUCCACACUGCCACAAUCAACGCAUCUUAAAACCGGAUGCUCAUUGAACAUAUGACCAUCAAACCCUAUUACCUUAAGGAUAUGAUUUCAUUUUAUUUUUCACUUUUUUUAAAACUAUGAAAUCAUCCUUGAAUCUGCAGUAUCUACAUGCUGAGCUUUGUAGAAGUCCUCAGUGAUUUGUGUUUAUACAGUAUAUUAGCAGUUAUAUUAGCCCCUUCUUUUUGUAGCAUUUAUUAGCCAUAAUGCAACUCUACUAAAAAGUAUAAAUAUGCCAUGUCAAACUCAAAGUUAAAUAAGGAGGACAAAUAUUUGCUGAUGUUCUGAAAGUUAUGAGUAGAAAGCUGUUUUCAUGGUAAUGCCAUACUGGUUUUUAUUUGUCUGGUUGCUGUUAUAUCUAACUCUUUGUUGUUUUCUUUGGAAAGCAUGUAGCGUGCAUGCUUUAUUCCUUUUGCUAAUAAGGUUUUCAUUUUUCAUCCAAUUCUGGUUUUUUUAAUUUUUGCAGUAGCAUCACAGGUCCAGUACGUACAGAUUGUAUUACCCU
Messenger RNA from Notothenia coriiceps (black rockcod), 3830 nucleotides. Its product is annotated as metastasis suppressor protein 1-like. Bases 95 to 2161 code for a protein of 688 amino acids. Lineage: Eukaryota; Metazoa; Chordata; Actinopteri; Perciformes; Nototheniidae. The transcript is spliced from 7 exons. Gene Ontology annotation, cellular component: cytoplasmic side of plasma membrane; actin cytoskeleton. The record is from RefSeq and is a predicted model, not a curated record. Gene Ontology annotation, molecular function: actin binding; phospholipid binding. Gene Ontology annotation, biological process: adherens junction maintenance; positive regulation of actin filament bundle assembly.